CUUUUGAUUGCUCCACUGUCGAGUGUAAGGUGACACGCUAUCGCACGGGUAAUUUUCUAGUUCAGUGUACUGCAGUCAGGAAUAUUUCCUGACGUGGCUAUAAAACGGGAUUUUAGAUUUCAAAAUGGCGGAACGCAGCGCUGAUUUCAAGAGAUAUGUGGCAUAUUUCUGACACGCCAAUGCUGACACAAACUGGGUUAUGGAAUAAUAUCCUGACGUGGCUAUGAUACGGGAUUUUAGAUUUCAAAAUGACGGAACGCAGCGCUGAUUUCAAGAGAUAUGUGGCAUAUUUCUGCCACGCAAAUGUCGACACAAAGUGGGUUAUGGACAUGAUCAACACAUUGGAGUCCAAGAAGUAUGGUAUAAAAUGUGCUGAAUACGACCGGGAUUUCAGCUGUUGUGGGAAGUACAUCACAGAUCUGUUUCAGGAGUUUCUGGAAGACUCUCACUGGAUAAUCGUGGUGCUGUCGCCGGAGUUUGUCCGGUCUAAGUGGUCGAUGUACCAGCUGAAUCUAGCUGUUCAUUACAGCGUCCACAAAAAACACAGCAAUAUUGUACCUUUACUGAAAACACCCGUCGAUGUUCCCGACUGCCUGAAAUGUUUUGAAUUGGUAGAUACAAGAGAAAAGAAAUGGCUUACACAACUUCUGCUACGACUAAGUUUGCCAGCCGCGAUGUUUCCAAAGUUUAAGCCAGUCUGCACAAACAAAGAUCAUAUCAGUAUGGAUGCUCUGGCUGGACCCAGCACUCGCAACAUAAUGUCUGAACAGUUCCAUCUUCAAAGAAACGAUACACUUUCACAGGAGGAAUUUAACAAAGUUAAGAUCCUAAAGUACAUGCACGAAGGUCAGUCGUUUUGGAACAAGGCAAGACGCGAGGGCUUCCCCAAAUCAGGACCGUCGGCGAUCUGUAACAACAGGCACAGUUCCGACAGAAAAGGUGAAGAGUAUGGACGUAAGAAUAAGAAAGGAUCAGCUGAUGAAGGUGUCACCUAUACUAACGAUGACCCUGACGCUAUACCCGACUGCGUGUUGGAUUCUGGCAACAACUCCAAAGGACAUAGAUUACAUAAUGGAAUAGGGGACCAACGCACUUACGCUAUUCCCGACUGCGUGUUGGAUUCUGGCAACCACUCCAAAGGACAUAGAUUACAAAAUGGAGUAAGGGACCAACGCACUUACGCUAUUCCCGACUGCGUGUUGGGUUCUGGCAACAACUCCAAAGGACAUAGAUUACAAAAUGGAGUAAGGGACCAACGCACUUACGCUAUUCCCGACUGCGUGUUGGAUUCUGGCAACCACUCCAAGGGGCUUAGAUUUCAUAAUGGAAUAGGAAAACAACGCAUUGAUGCUGAUUGUUUGCUCUUAUCACAGCAUGAGUGAAACGGGACUGAUUUUCAAAUAUGUUACCAUUUUACAUGCGAUAUAUCUAGGAUCGGGUGCACUGAGAAAUUAUACGCAGUGUUAACUAUGGGAAGGCCACAAACAGACAAUGUCAAAACAUACCCGCUCGGACAGCGCAUGGAAGUUUGUGAAUUACGUUGUCACCAAUCGUAUGUAAAUUGUUGGAUAUUGUAUAAUACUUAUCCUGCUGCGCAUAAUUCAAAAUGCCUCCACCAAUGGCAAGCCUUCUUGAUCAUAUUUAUGGUUUAUACAUCUGAUGUUCCUAUUACGUUUGUACAUGUAUAUUUGAUUGUUACAUUAUGCGUGAAUAACGGUACUGUCUGUAAGGCAGGACAAAUCCCCACCCUUUCCACGAACACCUAGUGUCAUCACCGAUUUUCAGUGACCCAGUAAUAUACCUUUCACAGCUAUAUUUCAAUGCAA
This is a messenger RNA of Haliotis rubra (blacklip abalone), 1826 nucleotides long. RefSeq lists its product as uncharacterized. The record is from RefSeq and is a predicted model, not a curated record. Lineage: Eukaryota; Metazoa; Mollusca; Gastropoda; Lepetellida; Haliotidae. Gene Ontology annotation, biological process: signal transduction. The transcript is spliced from 5 exons. The coding region runs from base 249 to 1382 and encodes 377 amino acids.